AUGAUGGCGGUGACGCGAACCGCUCUCAUCACAGCAUUGACCCUCAUCGCUCUUCUGAAUAAAAGCUUCUCGGCCGCUGAGGAGCUACCAAGCUGGUUCAACGGAUACUAUAUAUUUCCAGCGGACGGAACUACUUCAGUCGAAUCGAUAACAUGCCGCGAUAGUAACACGGCAUGGGUAACGUCCGGAACUUAUGCCAACUGCUGCGCGAACACGUUGACCACACGAUGCCCGAUGCCUACGAAAUGUGAAGAUGCAUCGGUUACAUAUGACAAUGGUGGCGGAUAUGCCUGUCCUCCUCGGCAAUCAUGCGCAACGAUGACAAUAUAUGAAACCUCUCCCGGCGGCUCACCAUCUGCGACGAACAUUUUCUGUUGGGAAAAUUGGAGCGCGUAUACAGUCUACCGCAAGCUCCCCCCCGAGGUUUCGGAAACUUCCAAACCUCGAACUCAAGAUUCAACCCAGCCAACCCAAUCAAGCCAACGAACUAAACCAAACCAACCGAACCAACCAAACCAACCGACAGCCAACCCACAAGAUUCAGCCUCGCUACCACCCCCCACUUCUCUUCCUAAUUCUCCUCCAGAAAAGUCCGAAUCCAACGCAGGCGUGAUAGCUGGCGCCACCAUCGGUGGCAUCGCGGGCGUCAGCAUCCUCGCUCUAGCCUUCUUCUUUUACCGCCGGAAACAAAAGAAGGGCGAUAGGAUUCCCGCGGACGCGGCUGAAUUAGACAACUCUCAUGCGCGAGCCGAACUGCAGAGCCUCCAUCGAGGCGUUGCGGGCGGCAAACCGAAAGGGCAGGGAUAUUAUGGAUACGCGGCUGGUGGUGCCAUGGACGAUGGAGCGAACUCCGACCCUAGCCAGAAUUACGUCCAUGAAUUGCCGGUCGUGAUGAAAGAUUCUAGUGGCUAUGGUGGUUCUGGUGGCUCUCCGGUUAAAUCGAAUGCGAGGAGGAGGGACAAUUUCACCUAUGAGAUGCCUACGGGCCCCGAUUGA
Histoplasma capsulatum G186AR is the source of this 996-nucleotide messenger RNA. RefSeq lists its product as uncharacterized. NCBI's taxonomy places the organism in Eukaryota, Fungi, Ascomycota, Eurotiomycetes, Onygenales, Ajellomycetaceae. The transcript has 4 exons. The record is from RefSeq and is a predicted model, not a curated record. The coding region runs from base 1 to 996 and encodes 331 amino acids.